UUCCGAAAACAACAAUAAACCAUUUUUUUUGCCGAUUGUCUAAAAGUGAAAAGUAAAUUUUCGUUUCUUGCAAUAAAUUAAACAUAAAUAUGGUUUAUAUACAUUUCCCAACAACUUUAACCGAGGAAGAGCAUAUGCUACAAGCAAAAUAUCAGAAGCUAAAGAAAAAGAAAAAAGCCUUGCAAGCGCUAAAAGCACCAAAACCAGAACCAGAGAAACCACUAACAUUAAAGCGUCCCACAGAUGCCCGUGAUGCACGUGAAGUAGCGCGUAAAUUAAUUAAAAGUGGCGCAAUACCAGCUAUCCAAAAGCAGCAAACCAAGCAAGACCAAACCUCAUUUAAACGUCCCAAGGGACAAGAGCGCGCUAAGCGUGCACCCGAAACCAGCGUAGCAGCCUAUCAACCUUUCUCGUCAACACAAAAUGAUGUGGCACAAGAGACCAUCAUUAGUGAAAUCAUAAAAGAAGAACCGCGCAUGCAAAACCUUUAUCAACAUUUUGCCACUGAACGCGAUCGCAAAGAACGCGGCUUAAAUGAUAAAACUCCUUUGGAUUCAACACAACCAGAAAAGCCACGUACCGGCAAUACCAUAUUCGUUUCGGGCAAUAAAGUAACCGAAGAAUUUUUGAAGAAAACGUUCAACGAUUAUGGCACAAUUGUUAAUGUGUCAAUGGAAAUCGAGAAAAGUCGUGGGUUCGUUUCGUUUGCUAAACCAGAAUCAGCUGAUCGUGCUAUUGCUGAAAUGCAUGGCAAAAGUGUUAACGGAAUUAAUUUGCAAGUGCAAUUGGCGCGCCGUCAGCCACAAAUUGAGCCUAUAAAUGACGCUUCAUCUUCGGCCGUGUGGUCGUCUAUAGCGGCGAGCGAUUCGCAAAAGGGCAGCCAUAAAGACGGCCGCGAAAUGGUUCAGUAUGACGAAGACUUUUUAUUGCAAACAAGUUUUGAAUAAAUAGUGUUUAAAAAUUUAAUAU
Messenger RNA from Bactrocera latifrons, 969 nucleotides. RefSeq names its product negative elongation factor E (gene Nelf-E). The transcript is spliced from 4 exons. Gene Ontology annotation, molecular function: RNA binding. Gene Ontology annotation, cellular component: NELF complex. NCBI's taxonomy places the organism in Eukaryota, Metazoa, Arthropoda, Insecta, Diptera, Tephritidae. Gene Ontology annotation, biological process: negative regulation of transcription elongation by RNA polymerase II. The record is from RefSeq and is a predicted model, not a curated record. Bases 90 to 947 code for a protein of 285 amino acids.